AUGGAAACAUCCGAAUUGGAAUUAAUUGAGAAAGAUUUAGAAUUCACUCAAUACAUUAAUAAUCAACAAAAAAUUCUUCACUCUUAUCAUUCAACAUCAAAACAUAUCAGCGGAGGUUUUAAUGAAGCUUUAUCAUCAGUAUCCGCAUCACCAAUUUCAUUCAAUACAAUUGAUAAUGGUGAUAAUAUUAAGAAACAUAUCCAUAAUAAGGUUUUUGUUGAGCUCUAUGAUUUAGAUUUGCAAAAAGGUGGAGAAUGGACGGAAAUAGCUCGUUGGAUUAAAUAUGAAGAGGAUGUUGAAGGAACGGAUCAUCAUUGGGGUCAACCACAUGUUGCAUUCCUUUCAUUUCAUGCUUUACUCUCUUUGCGAAAAUUUAUGCGAACAGGUAUGAUUUUACUUGACUGUAAAGCAAAAACAUUUCUUGAAGUUUGUGAUGAAGUAGCUAAUGCAAUGAUAUCUGAAGGAAUCACUUGUAGACGAAGAGAUAUCAUGCAAAUUUUAGCAAUGAAACAAGCACAUCCAUUAUUACGUCGAAUGACAGCGCUAUCAUUGGCUGGUUCAGUUUUCGAUCGGCGUCCUGAAUGUAAUUUAAUAGGCGGAAGUACAACGGAUAAUGCUAAAUUACAUAUAGAUUUAUUGAAACGUGAAAAUUCAUUUCAAACGCCUGAUAUACAUAAGCAACCAACGAUAGCGGAAGUUGAUGAAAUGGAAAAUGAAACAUUAACUGGUAUGAAAGGAAUAUCAAUUAGUGUUCCCAAACAACAAAGUUUUCCCAAUCUUCCGACAUUACCAGCAAUUCAGGAAAAAUUAUGCUUAAAUCCUACGAAACAACCUGCGACAUCAUGUUUCAUUUCAGACUCAAUGGGAAAAGUUAGGACACAUUCAUUGGAGCUUCAUAAAGGUGAAGAUAUCCUGAGGAAACUUCCCGUUGGUACCGAAACAGCGCAGAUCUUUGUUGGUGUGAUUCCAAAUUUAACAAAAACAUAUUUCGUCAUGCUUCGACUAAGUGAACCAGCAAUGAUGCCAGAAAUUCUCGAUGGUGAAAUACCACUUCGUUUUGUCGUAGUAAUUUUAGGACCAGGUCAACCGGAUGUUAGUUAUCAUGAAGUGGGACGAUCCAUUGCAACACUAAUGACAAAUAUGGAAUUUAAUGCUGUUGCAUAUGAAGCAAAUAUACGUGAAGAACUGAUCUGUGGUGUGGAUAAUUUUUUGGAUGAUUCCGUUGUUAUUCCACCUGGUGAAAUUGAUAGUAAGCGUUUGUUGUCCGGUGAUGAGAUUCGAAAAGCAUUAAAUAAACGACGAAAUCGAAGAAAAGUUACAACAGAAGAAAAUUCUUUAUCUCCAAAAAGUGAACAAAAAAAUGAUACUGAUUUCAAAAGAAACUUCGAAAAAAGAGAAAAAUGUCGAUUUUUUGAUGGAAUGAUUAGUGAUUUUGAAAAACGAUUCCCAUAUUACUGGUCCGAUUAUCGUGAUGCGCUCAAUUUUCAAUGCCUUACAAGUGUCGUAUUCAUGUUUUGUGCCAGCUUCGCACCCGCAAUUACAUUUGGUGGUCUGUUAGGAAAAUAUACGAACGAAAAAAUUGGAAUACUUGAAACUCUGAUGGCGCAAUGCAUUUGCGGUGUGCUUUGGGGAAUAUUCGCUGUUCAACCACUUAUGAUUAUGAGUGCGACAGGCCCGGUUCUUGUUUUUGAAGUUAGUCUGUAUGCGUUCUGUACUAAUUUAAAUAUUGAUUUUCUGACGGUUCGACUUUACGCUGGUUUAUGGGUGUUACUGAUCUCAGUCAUUACUGUCGCAGUUGAUGGAUCGAGGAUGUUACGUUAUGUGACACGUUUCACCGAAGACAUCUUUACUUCAUUGAUUUCAAUGAUUUUCAUCGCAGAAAGUUUACGAUUUGUUUAUCAGACAUUCAUUCGUAAUCCGGUUGCAAAUUUCGAAUUUUAUCGACUUAUUCGUCAAGAAUGCAAAAUGGAUGAUAUCAGCGAUAAGAAAAAUGAUUCAGAGAUGAUAAGAAUUUGUGAUGGUGAACCAAAUACAGCUUUAUUAACUACCUGUAUUAUGAUCUCUACAUUUGCAUUAGCAUACGGAUUAAGACAACUACGACAAAGCUAUUAUUUGGGAAGAACGCUUCGACGUGCACUUGGUGAUUUUGGUGUGCUAAUUUCAAUUGCGGUAGUUGCAAGUCUUGCACAUUUAUUAGUUCCAGAUCCUUAUUUACAGCGUUUGGAAGUGCCGGAUCAUUUUAGCUUUACAAAUAUUGAAGCACGACGUCAUGGCUUAUUUGUUUCUGCGUAUUUGCCAUUGAAUCAAUUUUGGGUAAUUAUCGUAUCACUAGUUGCAGCAUUGCUCGUUUUUAUACUUUUAUUUGUUGAAACCGAAAUUACCGAAUUAUUGCUAUCUCGUAAGGAUCGUUGCUUAACGAAAGGAAGUGGUUUGCAUUGGGAUUUAUUGCUAAUGGGUGCAUGCACUUUACUUUGCAGUAUUUUUGGCUUACCAUGGAUGUGCGCUGCUACUGUACAAUCACUUGCACAUUGUAGUUCACUUUCUAUCGCAAAAAAAACUGCACCCGGUGAACGACCCGGUGUAGAUCAUGUUCUUGAACAACGAGUUACAACAAUUGGUGUAUCAUUGUUAAUGGGAUUAUUUGCAUUCGGUGGUUCAUACCUACGACUUCCAUUAGCAUCUCUAUUCGGUGUUUUCUUGUAUUUAGGUGUUAUGAAUCUUACAGGUGUACAAUUUGUUCAACGAAUUAUCCUUUUCUUUAUACCAGAAAAAUAUUUUCCAAAUACACCAUAUACAGAAUCGGUUGACAUUCGUCGAAUGCAUUUGUAUACAACAAUACAGAUAAUAUGUCUAAUUAUCAUUUAUGCUGUGAAAUAUUUCAAACGAACAGCUCUUGCUUUUCCAUUCAUUUUAAUGCUUUUUAUCCUUUUACGACAACUUUUCCUUAAAAAAAUUUUCACUGAAAAAGAACUUAAAGCGUUAGAUGGAGAUGAUGAAUCAAACAACGAAAUUGGCUGGCUAGAGAAAGAUUUCUUUGAAAAUACUCCAUUACCUGUAUGA
This is a messenger RNA of Cercopithifilaria johnstoni, 3060 nucleotides long. The record is from the annotation of a GenBank genome assembly. Lineage: Eukaryota; Metazoa; Nematoda; Chromadorea; Rhabditida; Onchocercidae.